Messenger RNA from Dendroctonus ponderosae (mountain pine beetle), 3141 nucleotides. It is a transcript of the gene Strip, whose product is annotated as striatin-interacting protein 1. The transcript has 13 exons. Bases 369 to 2843 code for a protein of 824 amino acids. Lineage: Eukaryota; Metazoa; Arthropoda; Insecta; Coleoptera; Curculionidae. The record is from RefSeq and is a predicted model, not a curated record. Gene Ontology annotation, biological process: cytoskeleton organization. Gene Ontology annotation, cellular component: cytosol.
UUUCGCCUUCAAUAUAUGCUUCGGUUUAAGUCAUUGGCUUAAGAUGUGAGAGAAAAACGCAGUAUUUCAAAAAUGAAACUCUAUGUGCCACGCCCAAAUCAGGUUGGAUGAUUUAAAUAAAUUUCUAAAAUGAUUUAACAAGGACUUAGCGUAGUAAUGAACUAUCAAAUAUAUUAAGAAUAUCAUAUAUUUAAUAUAUAAAUGCAAACAAAUGGAUUAAUACUUUUAUGAAUUGAUUAUUUCAAUUUUUCUGAGCAAGUUGUAUUGGUGACAAUUGACGCAAGGAAAAUAUGGAGUUUCUCAAAUAUUUUAGUUGAUACAAAAGUGUUUUAUAAAAUAAUUAAUGAAAUAAUGCUAUUAAAAUUGAGAUGGAUUCAAAUGGAAAUGGAAAGAAGGAUGUGAGGCCUUUGUUGAGAGAGCUUAUUAGACGUCAAAGACUGGAUUCCGAUGGCGGUGGAGCAGAUUCUCCCGAUCUUGAGUUUAUUUAUGAUGACGCUGACACUCACGGCAAUGAAAUUGCAGAGCUUUAUAGUUACACCGAACAACCAGAGCUACAGCUCAAUGUCAAAGCGUUUGAGGACCAAAUGGAAAUUUACCAUCUUCUACCCAACUGGAAACGUUUAUCGGUAGAAGCGCGCAAAUCGGUAAUGAUGAAACUACUCGAUCAGCUUGAGUCUAGUGUGAAACCUUUGCGAAUGAGGAGUGCAAGAUGCCUCCUGUACCUCGCCCAAGGUUGUUGGGCUGAGGUACAAUCCGAUACUGAACAGCAGCACUGGACUAGAAUAAAUUCCAUGAUGCUGUUUCGGCUUGGUGCAUUUGCUUUAUUUACUGAGUUGUUAAAUAUUGAAAUCGAUAACAGCACUGCUGCGCAUGUUGCAAUGCGGAAAAUUGCUGUUUCACUAGCUGACUCUCAGGAUCUUCGUGUCAUUUUAUCCGUUUUAUAUAUCAUAACGGAAGUAAUCAGAAUUGAAAAAUUGUCAGGCGACCCAGCAUAUACCCAGGAUAUAGAGGCUUUUGUGUUUGAGAUCGAGCGAGAUGGAGAGGAUCAUUUGAUUAUAAAACUAUUGUCCAUGGUAACAAAGUUUUGCAGCGGUGCCGCACCUCAUUUUCCUAUGAAAAAAGUUUUGUUGCUUUUAUGGAAACUUACGCUUGUAACUUUGGGUGGUAUGAAUGAAUUGAAGGAAAUGAAGGCAGAAAAACGCCGUUCAUUUAAUUUGCCACCUCAAGGUGAAGACACUUUGGAAAUCAUCAAAACCAUGAGGUCUUCAUCACCACCGGCGAGUGCUACAGAUUUGCUUGAAGUCCAAAAUCAGAAGCGUAGUACACGUCCAUUUAGAAGAAGUCUCAUAAAGCAAAGUAGUUUAGAUGAUCAGGAAUCUCUAGGCUUGGAAGUUGAAACUUCCAUGGCCAAUGAAAACGGGGACGAAUUAGCCGAGAUGGCAACGUAUGAUGAAAGACGCCCCACAGAUAAUAAUGAAACCAAUCAGAUGUUUAAUAAUCACAUUUUGAACAUGUAUAACAUGCAAGUUUCACCUCCUCCACAGCAUGAUGUUAUUCCAAGAGGUUUGCCAUGGAAGCCAAAAGUUCGGCAGAAGGAUAUCGAUGUGUUCCUGGACAAUGCAAGACAGAAGUUUUUAGGCUACAGCUUGCCUGGAGAUCGAACCACUUUGUUUGGAUUGCCCGAGCCUAUUCAUGAAGGAGUUAGAGUUUUAAAAGCGCACGUUUACACUUCAUUAGUUGAGCUGCAAAUCGAAAAGGAGGAAGAGAUUGCUCGAAACCCAGUCUCAAGCGAAGAAGAAUUCAUUGAGCAUACACCUGCUGAAGUCCUGUAUCAGGCUAUGCUUCCGAGCUUGCCUCAAUACAUGAUUGCUCUGUUGAAAAUUUUGCUAGCUGCUGCACCCACCUCCAAAGCAAAAACCGAUUCCAUCAAUAUCAUGGCUGAUGUAUUGCCUGAGGAAAUGCCUAUGACUGUCUUGCAGUCAAUGAAACUAGGAAUCGACGUCAACAGGCACAAGGAGAUUAUAGUUAAAGCAGUGUCAGCAAUUCUCUUGCUAUUUUUGAAACACUUCAAGCUGAACCAUAUCUAUCAGUUCGAGUUCAUGUCACAACAUCUUGUUUUUGCGAACUGUAUCCCAUUGGUUCUUAAAUUCUUUAAUCAAAACAUCAUGGGAUAUGUUGGCUCCAAAAAUGCAAUUCCGAUAUUGGAUUUUCCAUCUUGUGUAAUUGGAGACCAGCCCGAUCUCACCGCCGAAAGUCUUGAAAUAGGAGACGCGGCUCAAUUUUCGUGGAGGAACAUGUUUUCCUGCAUAAACCUUCUUAGAAUUUUAAAUAAAUUGACCAAGUGGAAGCACUCGAGAAUCAUGAUGGUUGUGGUAUUCAAAUCAGCUCCCAUUCUCAAACGCACACUAAAAGUGAGACAUGCAAUGACUCAGUUGUAUGUUCUGAAAUUACUGAAAAUGCAGACUAAGUAUUUGGGAAGGCAAUGGCGCAAAUCAAACAUGAAAACUAUUAGCGCUAUUUACCAGAAAGUUCGCCAUCGCCUCAACGAUGACUGGGCAUAUGGAAACGACAUUGAUGCAAGACCAUGGGAUUUCCAAAGCGAAGAAUGUGCGCUCAGAGCCUCUGUAGAUAGAUUUAAUAACCGCCGAUACACUCAAGUCAAAAAAAGCGAGUUUGAACCUGUUGAUAAUAACCCAAUCAGCAUUCUGGGGCAAGAUUAUGAUCUUUCAGACAGCUUUAAGCGAUACUACAACUUAUGGUUAGAGCAGGAGGUUCAUGGCACUCCGAUUGACUGGGAAAAGUUGCUUUUUGAAGCUGACAAAUGUGACAAAAAAGACGAAUAAUGAUCGUUUGUUAAAUAUCGGUAGUCAAGGCGAUAUUGUUAAACUCUUACUAGUUAAAGCGUUGCUAAACCUUAUUAAAGUUUAUUUAUUUUAUUCAGUUAGUGUUUUAUGCUUUCGGAAACUCGUGUUCCUUGAGAGCAUUUUAUAAAAAAAAAUAUAUUUCUAUUUACCUAAUUUUUAGUUACUUAAAUGUUCAACGUGUCCGGUUUACCAUUAAUAUCUACUGUCGGAACUUGGACGUAAAUACUGUACAUUUUUGUGUUGGUCUUAAGGUAAUAAAUGAGCUUUAAUAACGUUA